Molecule: messenger RNA, 419 nt
Organism: Racocetra fulgida
Lineage: Eukaryota; Fungi; Glomeromycota; Glomeromycetes; Diversisporales; Gigasporaceae
Source: the annotation of a GenBank genome assembly
UUGGAGAUUCUGAUCAAGUUCCAACAGUACUUAACCUCCCUAUGUAUGCUACUAAUGUUUCAAGAGAUCCAUUAUCUAAUAGUGGUAUUAUAUCAUAUGAUUCUAGAGAGCAACAAAUUUUUAAAGAAUUUCUUUUAAGAUUACACAAUAGUAAGUCUACUUUUGAAGAUUGGAAAACACUUACUAUACGUAUCGAAAAAAAAUAUAAUAGAACUGAAUGUGAUCGAUUUUUAAAUGCUAUGUUCAUAUUAUCAAAAUGGUCUAAAGUUGAUGCAGUUAACUUAAAUAAACUUAAAUCUUUAAAGAAUCCUGUUGUCAAAGUUCUUGCUAAACAUACUGGUGAUCAAGAAGCUAAAAAAGCUGAUUCUGAUAUUGCUAAAGGUCUUGAAGCACAACUUUUAUUAGCUAAAGAUGCAUGA